AACUUCAGAGUGGAACUGCAGGGUUAGGAUUUCAGAGUUGAGAGAGCGAUUUGGCACUUACACAAAGAGCACGAUCAUCUGUCCUCCUAAAACGCUACCCGUGCUUUUUUACAUGCCUGUCCUUUUAUACCCACUUCUGAGCAACAGCGCGACGCAUUAGAAGCUCCGGGAUGUACACGGCCGGGCUCAAUCCGUUUUAUGCAUCAAACUUCAGCCUCUGGUCCGCGUACUGCGCGGGGGGCUUCGCUGUGGAUACCAUGAAGAAACCCUCGUUUUGCAUCGCAGACAUUUUGCAGGCUGGAGAUGCGGAGAACAUCUCGGGAUCGUCGGCCCUCAUGGUGCACAUGGGACACCACCACCAUCGCGCACAACAGGGGCACUCGGGCAACUCUCCGCUGCGCCCUUCUCCCGUUGCGCCGGAGCCGUACGGUGCCAGGGUGAAUCCGGCGUCACCCUACCACAGACACGGACUACAACUAACAUCAGUACCCAGAACGGCAUUUAACUCCCAACAAGUCCCCCCGCCUUCAAGCAAAGACCUCAAAUUUGGAAUUGAUCGGAUACUGUCAACAGACUUUGAUCCAAAAUACAAAGAAAAGUCGUCACUAAGAGAUCUCGCAUCCAUCGUUAGCUCGAACCGUCAGUCAGGCAUCCACGUCCCCGUUCAGCCUUCAGCCAGCCAGUUCUUCUCCUCCAUAGACCACGGGAUGAGCGACGCGUCCUCCAUGAUGAGUUCACUAGGCAGCAGCAGCAGCAGACAAUCAGGCCAGCAUCAGUUUCAGGACACCUUCCCAGGUCCAUACGCUGUCCUCACAAAAGACACGAUGCCUCAGACGUACAAGAGGAAAAGGUCAUGGUCCAGAGCAGUGUUUUCAAACCUGCAGAGGAAAGGACUGGAGAAAAGAUUUGAAAUACAGAAGUACGUCACCAAGCCAGACAGAAAGCAGCUGGCUGCCAUGCUGGGACUGACAGACGCUCAGGUGAAGGUUUGGUUUCAGAACAGACGCAUGAAGUGGAGACACUCCAAAGAAGCGCAGGCCCAGAAGGACAAGGAGAAGGACGAGAAGGGCGAGAAGAGUCUGUCUGAGUCCGGCGGCAGGGAGCCCAAAGAGCCGCUGGAGUCUGAGUGUGAGAGCGAAGGCGGGAGCGAUUGUGAAUCCGACGAGGCCGGGGAGGAAAGCGCUGAUGGACACUUGGACAUUUCUGAGCACAAUAAGCCCAGCGUGAUCAUGAGCGGGAGCGCGCCGGCGAGCAGCACAGAGACGGUGGCCACAGUCACAGACACAGCGGCAUCACAGGUGCUAAUAUGAGGACGUAUUUAGGUCACGAACAAUCAUUAGAAGAAUGAGAAUUUAUAAAAAAAAAAAAAAA
Messenger RNA from Maylandia zebra (zebra mbuna), 1371 nucleotides. It is a transcript of the gene hlx1, whose product is annotated as H2.0-like homeo box 1 (Drosophila). NCBI's taxonomy places the organism in Eukaryota, Metazoa, Chordata, Actinopteri, Cichliformes, Cichlidae. Gene Ontology annotation, biological process: regulation of DNA-templated transcription. Gene Ontology annotation, molecular function: sequence-specific DNA binding; DNA-binding transcription factor activity, RNA polymerase II-specific. The record is from RefSeq and is a predicted model, not a curated record.